This is a messenger RNA of Anopheles nili, 703 nucleotides long. RefSeq lists its product as uncharacterized. NCBI's taxonomy places the organism in Eukaryota, Metazoa, Arthropoda, Insecta, Diptera, Culicidae. The record is from RefSeq and is a predicted model, not a curated record. Gene Ontology annotation, biological process: negative regulation of biosynthetic process. The transcript is spliced from 3 exons. Bases 1 to 399 code for a protein of 132 amino acids.
AUGCCAUACGUUCUUAUACGCGGGAACCUUGCGUCCUAUGGUCUCAAGCAACCCUUCCGGGUGUUGGUUUCCGGCCUGAAAGCGGCCGAUAUCGAACAGCUGAACCGUUUCCCGUGCGGCGGCUACAGAGAUGAGUCCACCGUCGUCUAUCUGCAGCAUCCGUGCGUGAUAUUGACCGCACUGGAGGUGCUCGGGUAUCGCGUUGUCGCCUCCUCGUCCACGGCCGUAAAGCAGGACUACAACGAGUACAUGUGGACGAUGCGGAAGGAAUUCAGCGACCCAGAGCCGUUCCUGAGCGAGACAUCCUCGGCCGUGGUCGAGCGUGACAAUCUGGCAAACAGCGGCCGGGAAGGUGGCAAUUUCAACGGACCUAACAGCAAACUAGACCUACCGGAGUAGGGUACGGUGUGCACAACAAAGACGGGACACACUACGCCGGUUGGGUUGCGGUCGUUUUACAAUUUACGUCCGCGCCGAUCGCACCCGGUAGUAACUGGUUUUUUAUCCAUUUUGAUAGCCAUUGGCUGUCAUCGUGACAGCCGCAAAACGUCAAAAACGGCGUUCUGAUUAAAAAUAAACACGCACGACCAAAAACUUCGCCGCUUUUCGUUCCAUCCAUCACUGUUCUGCAAAGCCCUGAGUUUCUGUGCAAUGACCGCCUUCAGUUCGUUUUGUAGCAGCAAAUUUAGCAUAAGUUAAUUGC